AUGAAAAAGGAUAGGUAAAUGAACACUGUGAUCCCCCAUUUUGGAUCUCCCGAAGAAGCUCGAAGCUUGGAUUUAAUUAACAUGAACUCUGCCAACCUCCCUCUCGUGCGUGCUCCCCCUGACGCCCUGCGCUUCGGCUUCUACAGCGCCAGCGAGGACGUGCGACCGGUGCACGAGGUGCAGCGUCUGCAGACCACGCACCGUCAGUCCAACUGGGAGCUUAAGAUGGCGACGGUCGAGCAGGUCUACGGCAAGGCGGCAGCCAUGCGUCUGCGCACAGAGAAGGCCGUGCUUGAACAGUUUACGCGUCUUCCCGGUCUUCCGAGUUCCCACGCCGGUCUGGACACGCUUACGGGCGUAGACGAGCAGAUUGAGUUCACGGACUUCCUCAAUGACCCUAAUGAGCACCCUGAGAACACGUUCCGUGUGCACGAAGCGAUGGAAGUGAAGCUCUCUAUUUUCUAAACAGUUGAAGCAGCGCCUCAACAAAGCGUGAAGAUGCUGAUGGCGCUGGUGUUAUGACAGUUCCGUGCAUUGAAGCAGGAUCAAGUCUCACCAAUGACACGUAGACGACAUUGACAAACUGUAUCUUUUUCAUUCAUAUAUUGUUGAUGUUCAAUUAUAAUAGCACAGCGUUCUCAACGCAAUGUGGACAAGCUC
Messenger RNA from Phytophthora nicotianae INRA-310, 660 nucleotides. RefSeq lists its product as hypothetical. The record is from RefSeq and is a predicted model, not a curated record. The transcript has 5 exons. Lineage: Eukaryota; Oomycota; Peronosporomycetes; Peronosporales; Peronosporaceae. Gene Ontology annotation, cellular component: cytoplasm; nucleus. Gene Ontology annotation, biological process: proteasome assembly. The coding region runs from base 19 to 465 and encodes 148 amino acids.